GUCGCUCCCUGCGGCGCGGCCCCGCCGCCAGCCGGGACAGGGCCGCAGCGGGCCCGGCCCGGCUGCAGAGGCGAGCCCGGGCCCCUGACGGGCCCUCCCGACGGAGCGCCGGGCUCCCGCCCGGAGAGGAAGGGAAAGGGGAUAGCACAACGCCCUUGGGCUGCAGGGAGGCGCAGCAGCUGAGACCAGCUGCCCUUCUGUGGUGAGGAGGAUGAGUGCCACAUCAACCACAAGCUGUGCCUUGCCACUACCGCUUGGGCCCGAGCAAGAGGAGCAAGAGAGCUCGGAGACACAUAUGUCUGUUCUGUGGUAUGCAGGGCAGCUGGCAAUUACUUACUAUGAUACAGAAGAUUGCUCAGUCUACUUCAUGCCUGACAUACCUGAUAAUGAAGACCUCAAGCUACUGCAAAAAGUGAUUGGGGAACUUAACCCUCAAUGCAUAGUGACCAGUGCAAAACAGGACCAGAAUAUUGCCAAAUUCCUGACCAACCUAAAAGCAACUGCUGGUGAUAAAGACAUAGGAAAACCAGAAAUUGUCCUGUUUCCCAACAUAGAUUUUGGUCUGGAAGUCAGCAAGCAACGGAUCCUGUCUAGGCCAUUUCCAUUUAUCCCAUCUCAUAUGACUGCUACAGAGAAAAUUCUCUAUUUGUCCUCAAUCAUCCCUUUUGAGAGUCCACUCAUGAUACGAGCCUUGGGGGGCCUCCUUAAGUUUCUAGACAGAAGAAGGGUUGGAGUUGAACUCGAAGACAGCAGUAUAGCAGUUCCUAUUUUGGCCUUUAAAAAAUUUGUGCUGUCAGAUACUGUGAAUCUGGACCAAGACACUUACUGUGUCCUGCAGAUAUUUAAAAGUGAUAUCCAUCCUUCUGUGUACAAGCUAUCCAGUGGACUAAAAGAAGGAUUUAGCUUAUUUGGAAUUUUAAACCGUUGCAGAUGCAAAUGGGGAGAAAAACUGCUGAGGUUGUGGCUCACACGACCUACCCAGAACAUGACAGAGCUGAACAAACGGCUGGAUGUUAUCAACUUCUUCCUGCUAGCUCAGAAUCAUGAAACAGUCCUCACUCUUCAAAACUGCCUCAAGAAUAUUAAAAAUGUGCCUCUUAUUUUAAAGAGAAUGACUCUUUCCAACACAAAAGUUAGUGACUGGCAAGCACUGUAUAAGACAGCAUACAAUGCAGUGUGCCUUAGAGACACGUGUCGUUCUCUGCCCAACACUAUUGAACUUUUUCAGACUAUUUCACGUGUCUUCACUGAUGAUCUGCACUACAUUGCUAACCUGAUCAGCAAAGUGGUAGACUUUGAAGGCAGCCUCUCAGAGAACCGCUUCACUGUUAGACCCAAUGUAGAUGCCACAAUUGAUGAGAAGAAACGAAAGCUGAUGGGACUGCCAGACUUCCUUACAGAAGUGGCACAAAAAGAACUGGAGACUUUGGACAAUCACAUUCCCUCCUGUUCUGUGAUCUACAUUCCUUUGAUUGGGUUCCUUCUCUCCAUUCCACGCCUACCAAAUAUGGUGGAUAAGACUGACUUUGAAAUUGAAGGCUUGGACUUCAUGUUCUUGUCAGAUGAUAAACUGCACUACAGAAGUGCCCGGACCAAGGAGCUAGACAGCCUGCUGGGUGAUUUGCACAGUGAGAUCAGAGACCAGGAAACACUCAUCAUGCAUCAGCUGCAGAUAAGGAUCUUGGAGAAGUCUGAAGUACUUAACAGUGUGAUUGAGUACACUGCACACCUGGAUGUGCUGCUAGCCUUGGCAGCGAUGGCCCGGGAGAACGCCUAUUGCCGACCUCGCUUUACUCACCGCCACGGCUUCCACAUCAAGGACGGAAGGCAUCCACUCAUGGAACUAUGUGCAAAGACUUUUGUGGCCAAUCCUGUGGACAGCGGCGAGGCUACCAGACGAAUAAAGAUCAUCACAGGGCCCAACUCUUCUGGAAAGAGUGUUUACUUAAAACAAGUAGGUCUUAUAGUGUUCAUGGCUCUAAUUGGCAGUUAUGUCCCUGCAGCAGAGGCAGAGAUUGGAGUAAUUGAUGGGAUUUACACAAGAAUCCACAGUAGGGAAUCAGUUUCUGUAGGGCUCUCCACGUUCAUGAUUGAUCUUAACCAGGUUGCCAAGGCUGUAAACAAUGCCACGGAGAGGUCCCUGGUACUUAUUGAUGAGUUUGGUAAAGGCACCAACACACUGGAUGGCCUGUCCCUUCUGGCUGCUGUCCUGAGGUACUGGAUCAGACAAGGAACACAGUGUCCACAGGUCUUUGUCUCCACUAAUUUUCACAGUUUAAUGCAGCUAGAACUCCUGCCUGACACACCUCUUCUGGAGUACCUGACCAUGGAGACCCAUCAGGAUGGAGAGGAAUUGAUAUUUUUCUAUCAGAUCAAACAGGGCAUGUCCACCAUUAGUCAUGCUGCCAAUAUUGCUGCAUUAGCAGGAAUGCCAGCCAAAAUUAUUGAAAGAGGAGUGGAAGUAUCAGAACUGAUUCGCAAUGGAAAACCUAUCAAAUGUCUUGAUAAUCCUUCAAAAUGUGAUAGGAUGGAAAAAUGCAAGUCUGUUGUGGAAAAGUUUCUUUGCAUAGACCUUGACGAUCCCCAAGUGGACUUGGAAGAGUUCAUGUCUAAAGAGGUGUUGCCUUCUGCAGCCUCAGUCCUGUAGCAAGGGUAUGUGUAAAUACAUUGACUGCAUCAUAUCUACCAUGGACAGUCUUUAAACAGAACUUAACAGAACGAUCACUAUGACAUGACACCUCACAGGACAUUUAGCUUGCAACAAACUGUCAUGUCCUUCCUUCUUCUUCUUGUUUAAACCAAGUACUUACAUAUCCCUGCAAUAUGGUGUAUCAUAUGAGUGUAUGAAGAGGAAGAAUUUUUAAGAACCUCUUCCAGGUGUUGGGUCACUCAUUUUGUGCAUUUUCUGUCCCUGUUGCUGGAACCUCAGAUUAAAAAAUAUACUGCAGAAAAAUCACAACACAUUUCUACUAGUCUUAGAAGACUAUUAAAGGAACAUGUUUAUUGUUUCAUAUUGUGCCAAAGUGAUGGUUUCAGCCAUUUUAGGAUCAGCAUAAAAGAUUCCAAAUAA
Molecule: messenger RNA, 3070 nt
Organism: Vidua chalybeata
Lineage: Eukaryota; Metazoa; Chordata; Aves; Passeriformes; Viduidae
Gene: MSH5
Product: mutS homolog 5
Exons: 2
Coding region: 212-2647 (811 amino acids)
Biological process (GO): mismatch repair; chiasma assembly
Cellular component (GO): nucleus
Molecular function (GO): ATP-dependent DNA damage sensor activity; ATP binding; mismatched DNA binding
Source: RefSeq, a predicted model, not a curated record